Messenger RNA from Amyelois transitella, 879 nucleotides. RefSeq lists its product as uncharacterized. The record is from RefSeq and is a predicted model, not a curated record. The transcript has 3 exons. Lineage: Eukaryota; Metazoa; Arthropoda; Insecta; Lepidoptera; Pyralidae. The coding region runs from base 79 to 879 and encodes 266 amino acids.
UUGCGCAAACGCACGAGAUCAGCACUCAGGAACAGAGUCCGGUUCCCGAUUUUUGCGUAUUCAGUCAAAAAAUUUAACAUGUAUCCGAAACUCGUUUUUUUGUUUUGUUUAUUAUCAGUGGACGCAGCUCCUCAUGUGUAUGAUCAGUCACAGACCGGAGAAUUAAAUGUACAGGUGGAUUUAAAAGAUCUUCAAAUUUUCGCAUUAUUAAGUGGGAAGCAUGAAGAGUAUUAUGAGGACAUUGAUUACGCCUACGACUACUCUGAAAUGACCAUCAAGCCUCAGACAGGUACGUCGAAGAAACCGUUGAAUAUAACCAUGGGCACCGCGACCACGUCUGACAACGUAACUGUAGCAACUACCGUGAUUGACUUUACUACAGAACCAUUCAAGAAUAAUACUCAAGAAACUGAGACAACGACUUUUGCUACUAAAGAUUCUUCUACCUCGACGGCAAAGAGUGACCCAAUCUCCUCUCUAAAUAAAAUAUCAGUAGAAACAAACGCAACAGCAGGGUUACAUUUACGAAAAGAAGAUGGGGUUAACUCGAGUUUCGAUAGUUUGGAGACCAUGGAAGCUGCAACGAUAAAUAUAAACGUAUCAGAUCCUGUUACAUUAAAACCGCAGGUUUUGAUCAAUAAUAUUACAUCAACAAAAAUUGAAAUAGAGACCACUACAAAAAGCGAAAAUGCUGUGGUAUCAAACGUGACUACUCUCACAACAUCUAACGCUAAAUGUAAGAAAGGUUUUGUGCUGAAUCAAAGAGGAGGUUGCGAGUUGAAGAUACAGAGCAUGUCAAACGCAUUGCUGAAAAUAGUGAAACUGUCACAAAAAUUGAAAUCUAGAAGACACAGAAUAAAUAACCGAGAUUCUCCUUGA